Molecule: messenger RNA, 2358 nt
Organism: Populus nigra (black poplar)
Lineage: Eukaryota; Viridiplantae; Streptophyta; Magnoliopsida; Malpighiales; Salicaceae
Product: cytosolic endo-beta-N-acetylglucosaminidase 1-like
Exons: 11
Coding region: 58-2211 (717 amino acids)
Biological process (GO): protein deglycosylation
Cellular component (GO): cytoplasm
Molecular function (GO): mannosyl-glycoprotein endo-beta-N-acetylglucosaminidase activity
Source: RefSeq, a predicted model, not a curated record
GAAAUUAACUCUUACCAUGUCUUGUCUUUCUUUGAAAAUAAACAAGCAGAGGAGUGAAUGCUGAUAUCUCUCCUUCGUGCCUACAUCAACCGCCAAACCCUAGUCACUCUCUACAAUUUCCUUUCUCGAAUACUCAACAAAAUGAAUUCCAAUGCCCCCCCACAAGACCAAGAAUCCCCCACCACUGAUCACCCUCCUCAAUUCGACCCAUCACAACCCUCCAUUCCAAUCUCAUACCCAAUCAAAACCCUUGAAGAGCUUGAAACUCGUUCUUAUUUUGAAUCUUUUCAUUGCCCAUUUAACAAAUCUUCUGUUCCUUUAAAACCCAAGUCUCUGCCAAAUAGGCCCAGGCUUCUUGUUUGCCAUGAUAUGCAAGGAGGUUAUGUGGAUGACAAGUGGGUUCAAGGAGGCACUAAUCCUGAUGCUUAUGCUAUUCGGCAUUGGUACUUGAUUGAUGUUUUCGUUUACUUCUCUCAUAGUUUGGUUACUCUGCCUCCUCCUUGCUGGACUAAUACUGCUCACAGACAUGGUGUCAAGGUGUUGGGCACUUUUAUAACAGAAUGGGAUGAAGGAAGACUUAUUUGCAAUAAAUUGCUUGCAACAAAGGAGUCUGCUCAAAUGUAUGCUGAGCGAUUGGCAGAGCUUGCCAUUGAUUUGGGCUUUGAUGGAUGGCUGAUUAAUAUUGAGGUUAAUUUGCUUGAGGAGCAAAUUUCUAAUCUUGAAGAAUUUGUGAGCCAUCUGACCCAUACAAUGCAUUCCUCAAUGCCUGAAUCUUUGGUAAUAUGGUAUGACAGUGUCAUAACCACCGGACAUCUUAGAUGGCAAGAUCAACUGAAUGAAAAGAACAAACUUUUCUUUGACAUAUGUGAUGGCAUAUUUGUAAACUACACAUGGAAGAGUAACUAUCCAGAUCUUUCAGCUGCUGUGGCUGGAGAUAGAAAGUUUGAUGUCUACAUGGGAAUAGAUGUAUUUGGAAGAAAAACUUUUGGUGGUGGACAAUGGAAUACAAAUGUCGCACUUGAUGUACUAAAGAAGGCUAACGUGUCAGCUGCCAUAUUUGCUCCUGGAUGGUUAUAUGAGACAAAGCAACCACCUGAUUUUCAGACUGCUCAAAAUCGUUGGUGGGAACUUGUUGCUAAAUCUUGGGGAAGAGUAAACAAUUAUCCUAAAUUACUACCCUUUUACUCAAAUUUUGAUCAGGGUCAAGGCUAUCAUAUUUCUGUCGAGGGAAACCAACUAACAGAUGCUCCUUGGAACAACAUGUCUUGCCAAGGCUUUCAGCCUCGUCUUGAGUUUAUUGAUGGACCAACUCCAGAUGCUAUUCAAUUCAUUGUUGACUUCAAGGAGGAAUCUUAUAAUGGGGGAGGAAACAUCACAUUUAAAGGGACUCUCGAAGAGAAUGUUCCUUUCACAAUAAGGCUUUUUCAAGGAGAGCUUCUUUUGGACAACCUGCAUCUCGUCCUUACAUAUUCUGUGAAAUCAAAGGGGGAUUCGCUGCUGGGCCUCUCUCUUCAGUUUUCAUCUGUAUUGAGUGAGAAGAUAAUGGUACUUGUUGCACCAUCAGAAAUGAAUGGGUUGUCGCACAAAUUCAGUAAAAUGAUUAUGCCAAGUCAAGUUAGCAAAAUGGCUUCAAAAUGGAUCAUAAAUGAGGGUACUGUUGCAAUGGAUGGGUUCAUGUUAACAGAAAUCCAUGCUGUGUGCUACAGGACGAAGUCUACACCUGGUGAAUUGCGAUCUGAAUUCAGAGCAGAUAACCAAGAUAGUGCUCCAGCUCCCAGUCUCGCAGAGUAUUUUGCAGUGCUUGGUCACAUCACGAUUAAAAAUUUCUCGGGGAACUUAUUUUUUCCUCCCUCAACUUCAUGGCUAACCGAGAGUCAAUAUAUUAAAUAUAGCUCAAUUUCGCAGGGAUUCAAAACUGUCAGUUUGAAAAUCAUUUGGAAACUGAAAGAUGGAAAUGAUUUUCUGUUCCCAAAGUACAAUAUCUAUGUAGAGAAACUAACAAAACAAGUUGAUGGAAAUGCAACUGGAACAUUAGUAAACGCUAGGGUGUACCUUGGGGCGGCACACGUUCAAGCGUUUUAUAUGUCCGACCUUCCCAUUCCCUCACAUAUCGGUAGUCUCAGAUUCAUUAUCCAAGCGUGUGCUGCUGAUGGGACCUGCCAGGAGCUGGACGAAUCUCCGUAUAUGCUACUGGAUGUUGAAGGUCAGUAAGCUAAUUGCUACGAUUUCCUUUUCCAUUUGCAUUAGUAUUAUUCCUUGAGGAAUCGCAAAUGGCAUUGCUUAUAUCUGGCGAGUGCUGUAUCAUUUCAACACACAGGUUAAGACAAGAAUUAUUUAUAAUAAAUUCCUCCUCUGCAA